AUGGUUCUCUCAUUCAUCAUCGUCCAGAACCGGCAGGGCAAAACACGCCUGGCAAAGUGGUAUGCGCCGUAUAACGAUGACGAGAAAGUGAGAUUAAAGGGCGAGGUUCAUCGCCUUGUUGCCCCACGAGACCAGAAAUAUCAAUCGAACUUCGUCGAGUUUAAGCGGAGCACCAAGAUUGUGUAUAGGCGAUAUGCGGGUUUGUUCUUUUGUGUCUGUGUUGAUGCAAACGACAACGAGCUAGCAUACCUGGAAGCCAUACAUUUCUUUGUGGAGGUCCUGGACCAGUUUUUUGGUAACGUUUGUGAGUUGGAUUUGGUUUUUAAUUUCUACAAGGUUUACGCAAUUCUCGAUGAAGUGUUUCUUGCUGGUGAAAUCCAGGAGACCAGCAAGCAAGUAGUGCUCACGAGGUUGGAGCAUCUAGACAAGCUUGAAUAG
Nannizzia gypsea CBS 118893 is the source of this 438-nucleotide messenger RNA. Its product is annotated as AP-2 complex subunit sigma. The transcript has 5 exons. The record is from RefSeq and is a predicted model, not a curated record. Lineage: Eukaryota; Fungi; Ascomycota; Eurotiomycetes; Onygenales; Arthrodermataceae. Gene Ontology annotation, cellular component: intracellular membrane-bounded organelle; AP-2 adaptor complex. The coding region runs from base 1 to 438 and encodes 145 amino acids. Gene Ontology annotation, molecular function: clathrin-cargo adaptor activity. Gene Ontology annotation, biological process: clathrin-dependent endocytosis; protein transport.